AUGAUUGUCACUCUUGGACGAGGCGUUCGUCCACGGGCUUUGCAUAUUUGGACGCGCCGGUACUCGAACGGAAUAGAGGGAGUUACGUAUAACAACGUAUUUUAUCCUCCAGACGAGUAUACAAAUAUCCGGUCGUCCAUUUUAUCGCACCUUGGACGCAACAUCUAUCUUCAAAAGGACCACCCAAUAGCCAUAGUCCGGUCACUUAUAGAAAAGCACUUUGGGUCCUCCUUUGUCCCUAUAACUGCGCUACCCCCAAUCGUUAGCCCACAGCAAAAUUUUGAUGAACUCGAGUUCCCUCUGGACCAUCCUGGAAGGCGACCAUCGGACUCGUACUAUCUCAACAAGGACUGGAUGCUGCGGACCCAUACGAGUGCGCAUGAAGUGCAAGUCUUUAGAAGCGGGAUUCCGAAGUGGCUACUCUCUGCCGACGUAUACCGUCGCGACGAGAUUGAUAGAAGCCAUUAUCCAGUAUUCCAUCAAAUGGAGGGUGCCCGGGUGGUAGAGCCGUCAGAAAUGGAGGACCUGCGCAAGGAAAAUGACGAGCUAGCUCAAUCGUUAGCCGCGGUCAAUAUCCAAGUCGAGGACGUUUCGACUAUCGGUGAGAAGAACCCAUAUCAGCCAUGGCAUAAUCCGGACCAUGCCAAACUUGUCAACGACAACUUAAAGCAUUCGCUCAACGGAAUGAUUUACGCCCUUUUUGGUGGAUUGGCUACACACAAGGGCAAAGGCCCACUUCAAGUUCGUUGGAUAGAUGCUUACUUUCCGUGGACGUCUCCUUCGUACGAAGUCGAGGUUCUCUUUGAUGGAAAGUGGCUGGAGAUUCUUGGUUGCGGUGUCAUGCAGCAAGCUGCUCUGACGAGAUCAAGUGUUCCCAAGGAUAAUGUUGGAUGGGCCUUUGGACUUGGUCUCGAGCGAAUAGCCAUGGUCCUUUUCCAGGUCCCAGACAUUCGGUUGUUCUGGUCUAAAGAUGCUCGCUUCCUCGAACAGUUCAGUGAUGGGACGGUCACACAAUUCAAGCCGUUCUCCAAGUACCCGAGCUCAAGCAAAGACGUUAGCUUUUGGCUCGGUGAACGAGAGGUGCAUGAAAACGAUGUCUAUGAUAUCGUUCGUGAGGUUGCUGGAGGUCUUGUCGAGGAGGUUGACAGGUUCACUCAUCCCAAGACUGGAAAGUCGAGUAGAGCUUAUAGAGUGACAUAUCGCUCGAUGGAACGCACAUUGACGGGAGAGGAGGUCAACACGUUACACAACGAUCUUGGAUUGAAGUUGAUAGAAGCAUUCAAUGUACAGUUGCGAUAA
Molecule: messenger RNA, 1299 nt
Organism: Serendipita indica DSM 11827
Lineage: Eukaryota; Fungi; Basidiomycota; Agaricomycetes; Sebacinales; Serendipitaceae
Source: the annotation of a GenBank genome assembly